Messenger RNA from Wallemia mellicola CBS 633.66, 1772 nucleotides. RefSeq lists its product as hypothetical. The transcript has 3 exons. The record is from RefSeq and is a predicted model, not a curated record. Gene Ontology annotation, cellular component: retromer complex; endosome. Lineage: Eukaryota; Fungi; Basidiomycota; Wallemiomycetes; Wallemiales; Wallemiaceae. Gene Ontology annotation, biological process: retrograde transport, endosome to Golgi; intracellular protein transport. The coding region runs from base 98 to 829 and encodes 243 amino acids.
GUAAAAGGUAUAAUUGCUAACUAUCAAUACUCUUUAGUUCAUUUAUGGCUCAAAAUGGGCAACAUCUACCAGUUUACGUCAACAUCCAUCACCCAGAAUGCUGAUACUUGUAGCAAAUGAGCUGAAUAUACCAACACAAUCAGUAGGCUUGCCAAAUCAAUUCAAGAAGCUACUCCAGCCAAACAAACUAGACGGUAUAAUCAUAUUAGGUCAGAUGAAUGACAAAAUUACACUUGAUUACUUCAGAAGUCUCUGUGAUAAAGUCAUAAUAGGUGCAUCCGGCUCUACACUCAUGCUUGAUAGCUUCAAAGUUGGCCUGAUCUGCGAUAACCAGACGCAAAGUUACGAACUCACAGCUCGUAAACUUGACGUUGAUAUGUUGCUGAUUGCAGGUCCAAAGAGUUUUGAAGCAUACGAGCGUGAUUCAACAUUCUACUGCUCACCUGGUUCUAUGACAGGCACUUACUCGUCUUUGGAAGAGAAGGAGGCUAUACCAUCAUUCAUUCUUCUGGAUAUACAGCCUGAUCAGGUGACGGUGUUCGUUUAUAGCCUGAUCGAUGAGCAGAUUAAAGUAGACAAAAUAGAGUAUUCGAAAGAGCAGGACAAGCCAAGUGAGAAGACUUCUCAAACAAAUCAGGCACAGCCAACAGAAGAAUCCACAUUGGAACCAGAAGUUCAGCGACAAGACGAGCGGAAAGAGCAGGAAGAGCAGGAAGAAGAGGGAAAACAACAAGUAGAAAAUGAUGAAGACGUCCAACUUCCUGCUGAGAGUUCUAGAUACGAAAUAGCACCUGCACCCGCAGAAACCGAUAACCUAUGGAACGAGUAAUAAUCUAUCAUUUAUUAUAUUUUUGUACUAUAUUCAAUGGGUAUACCUAAAUCUAAAUCUACAAUAAUGAAUCCAUCUAUGUGUUUAAUUAAUAUAUAUUUUCAAGAGACAAAAGCAAAAGCUCACCUUUCCAAAUACUGAGAAUACAGUAGCAAUAACUUCAAACUCAAGCUCAUCCUCGCCAACUUCCUCUUUGGCACUUCUGACGAGAUUUGUGAUUUGUGCAGCAGAUGCAUGGGACAUCGCAGCAGAUGCUGGUGUCUCAACUUGAUCAGAUGUAUCUAUAGAAGCAGAACCAAUACCUGUGGCACCAUCUACGGCGGAUCCUGAACCUGUACCAACGAAACCCCAGGGCCAGACGCCAAAUUCGUUAAGGAGCUCGUCUGUCCUCAUAAAGGCCUCCUCUCUUGUAUCGUAGUUUAAGGUAGCAAAAGCAUUUUCGAGAACGGAGGCAGCAUAACCUGAUAAUAACAAUGCUACAGAUCUUGUUACACGAGCUCUGACAUUUGGAUUUUUGUAUAGUUUGUUCAUGUCCAAAGCAACGGUAUUUGGAUUAGCCAAGGCCAAAACACGUUCAAUUGCAUCACGCUUUGAUACAGUGUCGACGAUUGGAUGUGUUGCCAUAUCAAAAAGCAGGAAGUUCUUCUUUUCUGUGCGGAGAACACCUUUAUCUACUAGACCUUUCGCUAAUCUUUCGCGGACUUGCUUUAGUUGGUAGCCGAUUUUCAUAACAUUCCAUGUUUCACCUGCGGAUUAUCUUGUUAGUUGGGUACACGCGUUUAUAGAGCGCCUCACCGCUCAGAAGGUCGAUCCAAUUGCCGACACUGAGCUUCUCGCUUGUUUUGAUAAGUUUGAGUGUCUCGUCGAGGAGUACCUCGCCAGUGAGCUUGUCAUUCGUCACUUCGACUAGUCUAUCCGCAAGAUCGUAUCUUCGCCUGUUUGG